Molecule: messenger RNA, 802 nt
Organism: Glossina fuscipes
Lineage: Eukaryota; Metazoa; Arthropoda; Insecta; Diptera; Glossinidae
Product: protein PBDC1
Exons: 3
Coding region: 191-685 (164 amino acids)
Cellular component (GO): cytoplasm
Source: RefSeq, a predicted model, not a curated record
AUUAUGAAGUUGUGAACUGUAAAUUGAUUUGUAAAUGCAUUACUUUGCCCAUUAAGCCCACAGUGUUGUAAAAUUGCGUAUAGUAAUUUAAAAAUAAGCAAUAACAAAAACAUUUUAUAGCACGUGAAUAACUUUUAAUGAGGGCUUAUUUCAUUGUUUAUUUUGUAAUCUUGUAUCAACUAAAGACAAUAUGGAUUUAAUGCAAAGUGCUUCAUUACUGAGUCGGCCAGCAGAAGAAUUCGGUAAUGACGGUUUAGUAGAAGAAAUGUGGGCAGUUAAAGCUAUGGAUCACGCCGAAAUUUAUUUCAAUUUGUUAACCAGUGUUCAUCCGUCCUUGUUGCGAUUAACUCCUUAUGAUGAUCAAAUUCACCAAACUUUUCGUCAGGAUUUCCCAGAUUUGAAAAUUGAUUUGCUUACCGACGAUAUACUAAAAUCGACUAAGGCCAAAUUAUCUUGGCGCCAGUUUGCUGAAAAAUUCAAUAAACUGGAAGAUUACUCGUACGGCACGCUUUUGCGAGCGGACGCUUCCAAAGAAUUCUCACCUGAAAACUCGCUGCUAGUGGUGCGCAUACAGUUUUUAGCUAUAGAAAUUGCACGCAAUCGUGAGGGCUUAAACGACGAGGUUUAUCGUAAAUUUCGACCCCCGCCAAAAAUUAUAACACGGACGACUGCUGUGACAGAUUGAAGAGAUUAUUGGAUUCAAAUUUGUAUAAACCACGAAAAAUGCAGGAAUAAGCUGCUUAUUUUAUUUUUUAAAUGUAAUUUGACGCAUUAAUAGAUCUUAUUUUAUACGAAAUACAUU